AUGGAUGCCAGCCGUGUGCAGCCUAUCAGGUUGACCAGGGUCACCAAGGUCCUGGGCAGGACCGGUUCUCAGGGACGGUGCACGCAGGUGCACGUGGAAUUUAUGGACGACAGGAGCCGCUCCAUCAUCCGCAACGUAAAAGGCCCCGUGCGCAAGGGCGACGUGCAGACCCUGCUGGAGUCUGAGCGAGAGGCCUGGAGGUUGUGCUGA
Molecule: messenger RNA, 210 nt
Organism: Saimiri boliviensis boliviensis (Bolivian squirrel monkey)
Lineage: Eukaryota; Metazoa; Chordata; Mammalia; Primates; Cebidae
Source: RefSeq, a predicted model, not a curated record